Stegostoma tigrinum is the source of this 1826-nucleotide messenger RNA. RefSeq names its product collagenase 3-like. Lineage: Eukaryota; Metazoa; Chordata; Chondrichthyes; Orectolobiformes; Stegostomatidae. Gene Ontology annotation, molecular function: zinc ion binding; metalloendopeptidase activity. The coding region runs from base 232 to 1695 and encodes 487 amino acids. Gene Ontology annotation, biological process: proteolysis; collagen catabolic process; extracellular matrix organization. Gene Ontology annotation, cellular component: extracellular matrix. The record is from RefSeq and is a predicted model, not a curated record. The transcript is spliced from 11 exons.
AGACCCUGGAGUGACAUUUGAAAUAUGUUUGCAUGGGGACAGUUUGAGAUAUAUAUUUUUAAGCGUAAUUGACUGGAUGAAGGAAGGAAAAAUGUGCUUUCGUGGACUUCCUGCUUAACCAAUUAUGACAUGUUUAUUGUUUUAACUCGAAAUCACGUCCGAACUGCCCUAUAAUUAACAGAACAUUGAGAUCAAACACUAUAAAAGCCACAGGGAGAAAGCCAGAGAUACAUGCUCCUCUCUCAAUCUUCAGCUGAGAACAAAACAAUGAAGUGCCUUUGGUUUUCGGUCUUAUUUGUUACACUUUGUAUUUCUUCUGCUGUUCCACUGCUUUCAGAAGUAGAGAAAAACGAAGAGGACUGGCAAUUUGCAGAGACAUAUUUGAACAGGUUUUACAAGCUUGAAGCCAGCGUACCAAAAGAUACAACCAAGGUGCCAAUAAACUAUGUAUCAAAGAGGUCCCUAUCAGAUAAGAUUAAGAGAAUGCAAGAAUUUUUUGGCCUUAGGGUAACUGGAAAUCUGGAUUCUGCAACAAUGGAAGUGAUGGAAAAGCCUCGAUGUGGAGUCCCUGAUGUUGCUGAAUACAAUCUCUUUCCCAGGAAGAUUAAAUGGAUGAAAAAUAAUCUCACAUACAGAAUUACAAACUACACCCCAGGUCUUCAAUCGGAUCAUGUGGACACUGCAAUUUGGAAAGCUUUUACAGUCUGGUCUGAUGUCACACCAUUGAAUUUCACAAGAAUCUAUGAAGAAAAAGCCGAUAUCAUGAUUUCUUUUGGAGGUCAAGAACACGGUGAUAAUUAUCCCUUUGAUGGACCUGAUGGAUUAUUGGCCCAUGCUUUUCCCCCUGCAGCUGGCAUUGGAGGGGACACUCACUUCGAUGCAGAUGAGACCUGGACAAUGGGACCGAAUGGCUAUAGCCUGUUCCUUGUGGCUGCCCAUGAAUUUGGCCACGCACUGGGACUCGCUCACUCUCGUGAUCCCGGAGCAUUAAUGUACCCGACCUAUUCAUACACCAGUAUGGAUGAGUUCCGCCUUUCUUGGGAUGAUGUCAAGGGAAUCCAGGCUCUGUACGGUGAAUCAAAAAAGAUGCUGAGGAAACACAGCUCACCACAAAAGACACCAAACAGAUGCAGUCAUAAGUUGUCAUUUGAUGCGGUUGCAAAUUUUCGUGGAGAGAUGUUUUUCUUCAAAGAUAGGUUCUUCUGGAGGAGAAAUGCACAACUGCCUGAGGUUGAAUUGACUUUAAUUCGAUCAUUCUGGCCCAAGUUACCCGCACGGAUCAAUGCUGCGUAUGAAAAUCGGAAGGGGGAUUUCCUGGUUGUUAUUAAUCGAAACAAAUACUGGGCCAUCAAUGGCUACGAUAUCAUGCCAGGUUAUCCAAAGUACAUCCAUCGAUUGGGUAUUCCAAAAUCCGUCAGGAAAAUCGAUGCAGCUGCUCACAUUGAGGAGACAUCAAAGACACUGUUCUUUGCAGGAGACCAGUACUGGAGUUAUGAUGAAGCUAAAAGAGCCAUGGACGAAGGUUACCCACACCUGAUAGCAGAUGACUGGCCAGGAAUCUCUGGGAGGGUUGAUGCAGCGUUUGCACAGCGUGGGUAUAUUUAUUUUUUCCAUGGACCGAAUGAGUUCCUGUUCACCAUCAGACAGCGGCAAAUGAUUUCAGUACAGAGAAUCAAUCAAUGGGUGGGCUGUUGAUAAAUGCAUUAUUAAGCUGGUAGUGUUCUCUGUCCCAAGCCAUUGUGAAUAGAUUAUGUGCAAUAGCCUUCUCAGCAGGGCUCUUUAGGCUGUUCUAAAAUGUUAUCACAAUCUAAUGUAAUUAUUGUAAA